AUGGACCCCCUUCGAAAGGACGCUAUUCACAAUGAACGUUUCGUCAAGAUCAUUUGCGUCGGCGCCGGAUUCUCUGGCCUGUGUCUGGCAUACAAAUUAAAACGAUCUUUCCAGAACUAUGCCCUAACUAUUUACGAAAAGAACGACGGUGUUGGGGGAACGUGGUUCGAGAACACAUACCCCGGCUGUGCGUGCGACGUUCCUUCACACAACUACACAUACUCCUUUGAGCCUAAAUCGGACUUCUCGGGAGUCCUAGCGAGCUUUAGCGAAAUCAAAGACUACCUAGAGACGUUUGCCGACAAGCACGACCUGCGACAUCAAAUCCGAACCUCAUACAAGGUCUCAGAGACCUCAUGGGAUCCGCAGAAAGGCAAGUGGGUGGUUUCUUCUACCGACUUACGGUCUGGAGAAACAGUGCAUGAUUGGUGUCACCUGUUGGUUCAUGCUACAGGCUACCUGAACAAGCCCAUGUGGCCUAAAGCCCCGGGUAUCGAGACUUUUCGAGGGCCGAAGCUUCAUAGUGCGCAAUGGGAUGACAACGUCUCACUUGAAGGCAAGGAUGUUCUCUUAGUAGGGUCGGGCGCAUCCAGCGCCCAGAUUCUCCCAGCCAUCCAGCCAAUCGUCAAGACUGUGAAAGUUUUUGUCCGAACCCCGCGAUGGUCAUUGCCAUCCGUGAGCUCCAAACAUGGCAAAUUUUCCGAGGAGGAGAGACAUAGACUCGUCAACGAUCCAGAGGCCGUCCUGAAUCUCCGACUAGAGAAUGAGAGGACCUUGAACAGCUUCUUUACCAUGUACAUGAAAGACACCGUUUUGCAAUCCCAAGCAAGACAACACUUGGAAACUGAGAUGAAGAAGAUCAUUCCAGACCCCGACUUGCAAAGGAAGCUAGUGCCCGACUUUGCUGUUGGAUGCAAGAGGAUUUUACCAUCAGGGGAUCGGUUCCUACAUGCUAUCAAUGAGGGUAAUGUGGAGGUUGUCUGCUCAGGAGUCAGACGCUUCACUGAGACCGGCUGCAUCAGUGCGGAUGAGCAGUCUCAUCAGGGUGGUGUGCUCAUCUGUGCUACGGGAUUCGACAUGUCGUUUAUCCCUCGUUAUCCCAUACUCUUCAACGGACACAACCUCCAGGACGAUUGGAGUGCCUCCAUCACUGGCUACAUGGGCGUUGGAAUAUCUGAAUGUCCAAACUCAUUCACUCUCGCUGGGCCUUGGACUCCAAUCUCCAAUGGCCCAGUAAUUGUUGCCCUUGAAUCACAGGCUGAUUUCAUCUGCACCUUUAUCGACAAGUAUCAGACAGAACCUGGAAUUCAUAGCAUGAGGCUAAAAGCCGCCGCAUGCUAUGAUUUCAAGACCUACGUGGCCCAGGCUACAAAGAGGAUGGUCUGGUCGGACAACUGCCACAACUCUCAUAACAUUCAUGCCAACUGGGGUCAGGCUUCCAUCACGUGGCCUGGAUCGACUCUUCACUACCUGGAGGCUUUGCGUGAGCCUCGCUUCGAGGAUUACGAGUUCGACUUUUGUGGCAAUCGAUUUGCCUGGAUGGGCAACGGCUUGUCACAGACAGAGUGGGACCCAACGGCUGAGUUGGCCUACUAUAUUCGAAACAGUGACGAUGGGAGGCAUCUGAGUAGAGGGGCUAGGACAAAGUCGAUUUCGAAGAGUGGGACGCGACCUGAGAGGCAACUUCACCGGCAGGAAAGGCUGCGUACUGCUGAGGUCUAG
Molecule: messenger RNA, 1722 nt
Organism: Fusarium vanettenii 77-13-4
Lineage: Eukaryota; Fungi; Ascomycota; Sordariomycetes; Hypocreales; Nectriaceae
Exons: 4
Coding region: 1-1722 (573 amino acids)
Molecular function (GO): flavin adenine dinucleotide binding; NADP binding; N,N-dimethylaniline monooxygenase activity
Source: RefSeq, a predicted model, not a curated record